CGAACAUUUGCAGCUUGAAAAAGUGCAAGUAGCUUCACGAUACUUGAGUACAUUCAACUCAGAACUAAACGAAUGACCCGGGACAGGAAACUGAAUGCUGGGGUUAUAAUGAGGAGAUAAUGAGGUAGAAUUCUCACCUUACAUCCAAGUCGCCCCUAUGAGGUUCGCGGAUUUCAUCGUUGAUUUGGCCGCUGUUGUCAAAGCAUCCCGGAAUGUCGCUUCGAGGCACGUAGAGCUUCGAGCUCGGCAGCUCGAUCGCUAUGGCCAAUCUUCCAGUAUUGUACGCUCUCUAACAGAGAAGCAAAAAGUCACUCACUCAACUCGUCCUGUAUCAAAACCUGCCGAUGAUAUUCCAGCCGAAGGUAAAGAAGAACCUCGUACUGAAACCUCUCAAGCCGAGUCAUCCGUGCAAGCAUCUGAGAGGUCUGAGAAAGUAGAGUCGAGUGAUGAGAAUUUCUCAUCAAAUCAUCCCCAAGGAAACAUCAACAGAUUACACUUGGAGCAACAAAAUGUCCACAGGAAAUUCCCUGGGCAUAAUUCGCCAACCGUUGAGGCGAUUAUGGAACGUCCCUCAGCCAUACGGCCAGACCAGAGCGCCAUUCUGACGCAAUUGAAUAAAGGUGCUGUUGAGGCUAAGAACAGCAACCACGUCGAUGACGCUCCAACCUUCCAACCUGUCUCAAAAAAGCUAAAGGUAUCCCCGAGCCCCAAGGCUCUGCAAGACGUUCCUCCAGAAGUGGAUAUCAAUAUAUUUCACACAAAUCGAGGAUCUCAGAUGCUAGAGGUGCAAGAAGAUGUCGUAGGGGCAAAACGACCCCUAACCCCCCCUCCAUCUCCUGGUUGGUUCAAGGAUUUUGGCCACGGAAAGGCCAAGCCCCACCAAGAGGAAAGCCAGACGGCGCCUCCUAUUGCUGAGCUUACCGCAACACGGGGGCACCCAACCGCGAAUGAGAGCGUGACACAUACUGGUACAGAUAAUAAUGAGUCGCCUACUAAAGCAGAAGCUCUGGAAAGCAGUGCGGAGCAAGAGCAUACUCAUAUGGUUGAUAAAAUCCUGUCCAAAACGGAAACAGAAACAUCACCUGACGGAGCUAUUGAAACACCAGUGAUGUUGAACAACCAACCAACCAAACCAGCCUACGUCCUCCGGGAGUCUAAGGUACCAGCCUCCCGCUUGAGCCGAUUAUGGAAUUACGGAGGGCUAGCGGCUGGUAUGCUCGGCGGAGCUAUUAGUGAAGGGGUUAGUAGAGGGUUGGGCGGUGGCGGCAAGGGUUCUGUGCUACUCAGCUCCGGAAAUAUGGAAAGGCUAGUGGCCAAACUCUCGCGGAUGAGAGGAGCGGCACUAAAACUUGGUCAGAUGAUGAGUUUCCAGGACACCAAAAUGCUCCCUGGCCCUAUCCAGGAGGUCCUACAGCGAGUCCAGGACAGAGCGGACUACAUGCCUGCCUGGCAGCGCGAUCGUGUGCUUACGUCGAAUUUGGGGCCUGCAUGGCGGGAACUUUUUGAGGAAUUUGAGGAGAAGCCGAUAGCUGCGGCCUCGAUUGGACAAGUACAUCGCGCCAAGAUAAAGUCAACCGGCAGGAAAGUUGCCGUGAAGAUCCAGUUCCCAGGUGUCGCCGACUCGAUCAACUCAGACCUAGACAACCUCGGCAUGCUCCUAACCGCCUCCAAGAUGCUCCCGAAAGGUCUAUACCUAAACAAGACGAUCGACAACGCGCGCACGGAACUCGGUUGGGAGUGCGACUACGAGCGCGAAGCCGAGUGCGGGAGACGAUACCGAGAGCUCCUAGCCGACGAGACGGACGUAUUCGUGGUCCCCGAGACCUUCCCUGAGGCAUCCGGGAAGCACGUAAUAACGAUGGAGUUCAUGGAAGGGGUAGGGGUGACGCGAGGGAGCCACGCCUUCACGCAAAAGCAGAAAGACUGGAUCGGCACGCAGAUCCUCCGGCUGUGCCUGCGCGAGAUCACCGAGUUCCACUUCAUGCAGACGGACCCCAACUGGACCAACUUCCUCUUCAACCCCGCCACCCACAAGCUCGAGCUGCUCGACUUCGGCGCCUCGCGCGAAUACCCGCAGCGCUUCGUUUCGCAGUACGUCGGCCUGCUCGCGGCGGCCUCGCGCUCCGACCGCGCCACCAUCGAGCGGCUCUCGCGCGACCUCGGGUACCUCACGGGCCACGAGAGCAAGGCGAUGCUCGACGCGCACGUGGCCUCGAUCCUCACGCUCGCCGAGCCGUUCCUCGCCUCCGCGCCCCGCGUCUACGACUUCAAGGACCAGACCAUCACCGAGCGCGUCAAGUCCCUCAUCCCCGUCAUGAUCCGCGAGCGCCUCAGCCCCCCGCCCGAGGAGACCUACAGCCUGCACCGCAAGCUCAGCGGCGCGUUCUUGCUCUGCGCGAAGCUGGGGAGCAGGGUGCCGUGUAGAGAGCUGUUCGAGAGGGCGUUGGAGAAGACGGAGGUGGCGUUAUAAUUGGAAUGUACUACUACUACUACGGCGAUUGAUUUCUACGAUCACGCUUUUUUGAGCCAUCUCACCUUAUCUAGAUACAGGGACCUAAUGUAUAAAAAUGAUUCCGAUGUGUUUGUUGUGUGCUGUGAUUGGAAG
Messenger RNA from Hypoxylon fragiforme, 2605 nucleotides. Its product is annotated as ABC1-domain-containing protein. The transcript has a single exon. Gene Ontology annotation, biological process: ubiquinone biosynthetic process. NCBI's taxonomy places the organism in Eukaryota, Fungi, Ascomycota, Sordariomycetes, Xylariales, Hypoxylaceae. Gene Ontology annotation, cellular component: extrinsic component of mitochondrial inner membrane. Gene Ontology annotation, molecular function: kinase activity. Bases 158 to 2470 code for a protein of 770 amino acids. The record is from RefSeq and is a predicted model, not a curated record.